UUCAAAUUGACAAUUCGCGGCGUCUCAACAGCUGUUCGACCAUUAUAUCAACCUCAAAGCGACGUUUAUUAAUUUAUUACACGUGUUUUCAUUUUAUAGAUACUAGAAGAUCAAUAUUAAAAUAUAGAAUAUCAUGGAAGAAGAAGCUGGAGUUAGAGCGCCUGUUACCCGACGCCGGGGAAGAAUAUCUGUGGAAGUAUCUGAUGAGGGAAAACCUUCAUCAGCGCCUGGUACACCAACAAAGAAAAGAGGUGGCCGGAAGCCUGCUAAGACAGAACUUGAAUUAAUCAAUGAAAAUGUUGCAGAAGAAAAUGUAAAAACAACAACAAAGAAAACUGCAGUAAAAGAAUUAAAAGAAAUUGAAGAGAAACCUGUGACUCCAUCGCGGCGAAGUGCAAGAAUUAAAUCGAAUACAAGUAUUGUGUCUGACACUGUGCAAACUUUUGAUUCUCCUAGAGCUAAAAGAGCUGCAAGAAGGACAUCUCAAGCUGGAAGUGAUAACGAGAUACCACUUACGCCUAUUAGGCAAACCAGACGAACCAGACGUGAUUCAACAUCAAGUAUUGAAAAGCAAGAUGCAGUAACAUCAGAUGUAAAGGCAUCAACAAAAAUCCCUGAACCUAUCUCAGAGGAGCCAGAAAAUACUACCAAAGUUACUAAUGGUGAACUUAGAACUUCAGAUAAUGAAAACUCGAAACAAAGCCCUGUUCGAAGAAGUCCAAGACUUAGAAACAAAAAAUCUUUAUCAAAUACACCAGAGAAGGACGACGAAAACAAUGGUUUAGGUGAUAAUACGACUAAUGCAUCUCAGUCUAAAAAUGAAGAGUCUGAGGAUAAAGUUUCAUCAACUGUUAGUCCUGAGAGAACAAAUGAAUCCAAGAAUUCUCCUAACAAUGCUAUUAAAGAAUCAUCUGAAAAAGAAAAGCUUUCAACUUCUAGUGCAAAUCUAAUCAGAGAUCUAGAUAUGAAUCCUCGUAAAAAGAUAAAUGUGAACAAAAGUAUGAUAGAAGCUCAGGAGUCUAAUAAAGUAAAACCAAAGAGACAAAGAACUAAAUCAUGGACAACGAUAACCACACCUGUUGUGACAAAAGAUGAUUUCUAUAGUGAUAAUGAGAAAACGAGAAAAAAACGUCAAUCUAAAUGUUAUGUUGUUUUAGAUGACAUUAAUAAUUCAGGGUCUGGUGAUUGCAAACGCAAUAAUAGCAACACUGAAGGCAUUGAUGUAACCGAAAAAAAUAGCAGCAUGAACAAGUCUUCAGUAAAUAAAGAGACAUCACUUCACACAUCCAAUAAAUUAGAUUCUAAUAAUGACGCUGGUGUAGACAGUGGAAUUACGAAUCUAUUUAAAAAUGAUCCAAGCAAUAACAUCCAAACUGUGGUACUAAUAGAAGAUUCAGACAGUAAUUCUAAACAUUCAAAAACUCAUAAGGAAGAUGCGAAUGAAGAUCAAUGUGUUCCAGUUGUAGAUCAUGAGUUAGAAGAUGAAAAAAGUAAUGACGAGCCUGAUCAUGCUCUAGCUACUCCUUUCGAAGCCAACAAUGAAUCUAUUUUUAAACACACAACAUCUUUCGAAUUUAAACAAUCAAAUGCAAAUGAUUCGUGUGAACCAAUGGAUGUUGAUGAAACAUUACCAGAAAUACUAACUAAUAAUUUGUCUAACAAAGAAAUAGAAUCAAAAGAUAAAUCAAUUUCACACGAAACUGCUACAAAUGAAAGUUUAAAUAAAUCAAAAAGAAAAUCUUCCAAACGUGUUUCAACAUGCGAAAAUCUGGAUAAAAGUGGAAAUGAAAAUAAAAGUACUCUAAUACUAUCACAAUUAAAAGAUUCAAUAUCUGAAAACAAGUCGCCACAAAUUUUAUCCAAAUCACUUAACACCCCAAAUGUUACAGUAGCAACGACAGAAAUUAACAAAACUCUAUCCAAAACAUAUUUAACUAGUACACCUCUUCAGAAAAAGAAUAUGGAAAAACAAAAUGAGCAAAUUUCGAACAUUUUCGAUAACAAUGAUUCUAAAAGUAAAAAUAAAACUACUCCUAAGAAAAACAUGUCAGCUAUAACAAACAGUCAAUCUUCUGAUGACAACUCUACUGCUGAUGAGGAAUCUGAAGCAAGUGAUAAGGAGAGUUUAUUGGACAAUGAAGCCGAAGAAGCCAGCGACAGCUAUUUAUCUGGAGACAGUCGUGAUGAAGAAGAGAAACAAUAUGAAAAGGAAAACGAAGUAGUAGAAAAGGGCGAAACCUUAACAUCCGAUGAAGAGUUCUCCAAUGACUCGGAUUAUGAAAAAGAUUCAUUUCUGGUGUCUUCUAAUGAAGAAGACAAUGAGCUACUCAGUGGAACCAGUGAUGAUUUAUCAAUGAGUGACAAUGAACUGAAAAUGACUUCAAAAUCGAAGAAAAAAUAUAACGAGAGAAAAUUAAAACAGCAAAAACAAGCAUCAAGAGAAAUGUUCCAAUCACGUCACAAAUUAACCGACUCUAAGAACAGAUCAAAAUUAAAGAUACAAUCUUCUCAAAGUUCUGAUUCUUCAGAGUCUGAAGAUGAUGUGAUAGGUUCGAGAAAAAAUAAGAGGAACAGACUAGUUUCCUUUAAUGAAUCGGGUGCUAAAUCGGAUUUGGAAAAUACCGUUCAGAUGGAAAAUCAACAAGAACGUAGAAAGUCAUUAGAAAGCAAUGCAUUAAUUGAAAAAGAAAUUACUAUUUGCGAAGAGACGUCAAAGGAAAUCAAUGAUCCACUGGCAACUCAAAUAAAAUUGGAACCAAAGACACCAAUAAAAGAUACUAAUAUGUCUGUUGGAUUUGUUGAUGCGAAUAAUGUAAAAAAUACACCUUGUCAACAAAAUUCAUCAAAAUCUAAAAACCCGUUGGAAGAUUCUGAUGAUGACAGUUCUUCUUUAAGUAGCGGAGACAUUAAAAUUACCAAUAAUUACGAUAAAGUUCUUAAGGAAUUAAAAUCUAAAAAUGCAAAUGUCUCAUUAAAUGCAGACGAAAAAAGCAAAGCGAACUCUAAACAGAAUAAAUCUGGCGUAGACCUCAAUUCAACACAGUUAAAAGAAUCUACAAAAGUAAAGAAUAAGUCAUCCCAAAAUAUUAACGAUGUGUCUUUAAAUCUGAAUACAAGUGAAAAGGAAAGCGAAAAUAUUAACAAAACAAUUAAUCCAGACGACAUCGCUCAUACUGGAACAGUCAAAAAAUCCAAUGUUGGAAAUCUAUCUCUGAAUUCAAAUAAAAAAUCGAAGAAAAAAGAUAAAAAAUCAAUUGUUGAUCAACUAAAUCUAACUCAAGUAAAGGAUAAAUCUGCAAAAACUGCGGUAAAAACUAAAUCUAAACCAGCAAAGGAAAAGAAGGAAAGUUGUAUGGAUGACUCUUCUGAUUCUAUUGACUUAAAGUUACUUUUCUCUGAAGACAGUGUUAAUAGUAUAGAUUCUAAUAAACAUAAAGAAAGAAAGACUGAUGACAAAUUAGAAGAAUUUAUACCGUUAAAGAAAUCGGAAGCAAAAACCAAUAUUCGAGCAAAUGAGGAUACUGAUAAUCAAGAGGAAGAAAUGCCGUUCUUCAUUGACACUGUUGGUGAUAGCUCUAUGAGGGAAGAAAAUGAUAAAGGACAGGAAAGUGAUUCAUUGAGUACAGCCGACUCUAAUGACGGUGGCCCGCCUCUUGAAAUUUCAUAUAAAAAGCGUAACUCCCUCAGUAAUAACGUAAAAGAAAAAGAUAAUCUCAUUAACAUCUCUCAAUCAGAAAAGCCUUCAAAUACUUUAAAUGCAUCAAAUAUUAUUGGAAGUGAAAAGAAGAAAAACAAAAGGAAAUCAUUGAAUAAAUCAAAUGUGACAGAAACUCAAACAACAGAAUCUGGAGAGGUUGUAAAUCAAACUUUGGUUUCGAAAACACCAAAAAGUGAAUCUAAAAAGAAGAAUACGAGUCUUUUAGAAUCGCACAAUGAAUCGAUUUUAGAACCAGUUAAAGACACUGAGGACGCUACAAAUCAAUCAGUGGUUCCAAAAACACCUAAAAGCGAUAAGAAAAAGAAGAAAAACAACAGCGUUUCAGAAGCACAAAAUGAGAUUAUAUUACCUGAAUCUAAACUGACAGAAACUGAGAACAUUAAUCAAUCAUUAACAAAAACACCAAAGAGUGAAAAAAAGAAAAACAAAAAACUUUCUGAAACUCAAGUUACUGAUACAGACAAUGCAGUUAACAAAUCAAUUACUUCAAAGACACCUAAAAGUGAAAAGAACAAGAGUAUUUUAUCAGAAUCACUGCAUAUGUCAAUUCUAACUAAACUUGAUGACAGUGAUGAGGAAAAAAAUAAAUCAGUAAAUAUAAAAACACCUAAAAGUGCAAAGAAGAAAAUGAAUUUAUCUGAACCACUUAAUAAAUCAAAUGUGGAUGUACCUGAAACUAUUGAUGCAACUGAAGUUAUUAAUAAAUCAUUAAAUUCACAGACUGCCAAAGAAAAGAAGAAAAAGAAUUUGUCACAAUCAUUAAAUAUAUCAAUUCUACCUUCUAUUGAAAUUAGUGAUACGGAAGAAAAUACACCUACAGAAAUUAUUAACACUAGUGGUGGUAAGAAAAAGAAACAUUCUAAAUCACUAAACAGUUCAAUGUUGGAGGAAAAUAAAACAUUAGAUCAAUCAAAUAAGAGUCCUAAAAAGAAACAAAAUAUUGGAACAGCGGAUGAAGAUCAAAAAACGGAAACAGAAAUUAAAGCAAAGGAUAACAUUGCAGAUGAAGGAGAAAAGGACAAUGAAGGAGCGAAGAAACGUAAAAGGAAACACUCUGGCACCCCUGCAAUAGAAGACUUUAUAACAGGUGAAGCUACCAACGAAUCUGUUCGCAGACAAUCAAAAAAACUGAGAGUCUCACAAAAUUCCGAAGAUACUGUAAAUGAUAAAACAGAAACAGCGGACAUUAAAGCAUUUGGAUCCAGUCAAAAAUCCCAAAACAACACCAUCUCCCCUAAAAAGAAAAAUAAGAAGAGUACGGAAGCAGAAAGGAAUCAGUCACAAAACAAAAAUGAAAAGAACUUACUAUCGGAAAUACAUUUUGCUGGACAAAAUGAAAAUAAAGAAAAUGGACAUGAGCACAUACAUGAUGUGGGAAGAGAUAGCCAAGCUUCUGUUUCAGGAAACACCAAAACAAAGAUAAGCAAAAGUAAAAAACGUAAACACAGGGAAGAUGAUGAUGGAAGACAUAAAAAUGCUAAGGUCCUCAAAGAGAACUCGUUAGAUCAGAUACACAUUCCUCGACUACCACCUUCGGUCUUAAAUAAAUUGGCAGACAAACCUAAAAUGAAAGCUCCAGUGAAGAAACAAAAGGCAAUAUCCACUACAGAAUUUCAAGUAGAAACUGCAAAAACGAGAAGGAACAAGCCAUCGAACUAUUUAGAAGAAAGCAUUUAUAUUAAGGAUGGUGAAGAUAAUGGAGCCUCUAAAAAACCGAAGAGAGUGAUCAAGAAACCUCAAGUACUGCCUUUUGUACCUACAGCCUCGAUUUCAAACAGUGGCUUCACGACAAAUUUUAAAGUUAAUGUUAUACCCCAAGAUAUCAAAUUUGUGGCGCAAUCUACUAAUGUCAGUAAUUUUAAAAAUGAUUACUUGUAUCGCAACAAAAAUAAAUUAGUUGCCCAGACGUCGUUUAAAAAGUACAGGAAUAUUAAAAUGUCCAAAUUUUGAACGUUAAAAUGUAAUUGUUGCUUAGUAAACAAAGACUGUAAACAGUUUGUUAUUUGCUUGUCUGUUUUAAAAUGUAAUUUUUAGCAAUGAAAACUAUGGCCUUAAUUGAUAUUUUGAGUGAAUUCUCAGUGCCUACUAGUAGCCACUAAAAUAAUAUAAAAUGAAUGUUAACCUUUUUAUAUUUACUAUCUAUGACAUGACAUCAUUGUUGUUUUAAU
Messenger RNA from Papilio xuthus (Asian swallowtail), 5886 nucleotides. Its product is annotated as MATH and LRR domain-containing protein PFE0570w. The record is from RefSeq and is a predicted model, not a curated record. Lineage: Eukaryota; Metazoa; Arthropoda; Insecta; Lepidoptera; Papilionidae. The transcript is spliced from 15 exons. Bases 134 to 5668 code for a protein of 1844 amino acids.